AUGAAGAUUUACAAGCACAAGUUAGCUGCCAGAUUUGGUCUGAUGCAUAUGAUCGGUACAAAUCUAUCCGUAUGGUUGAACGUUUUAGUUCAAGAGACCAAACAUGAAAUCCUGACGUUCUACAAUCCUGAGAACAAUUCCUUAAGAAUUUCUCAUCGAUUGGCUUUCAAAAACAACAUAUUUCAAUUUCCUCACAUGUCACAGCCCGACAAUGUCACUGAUAAUAAUAAGCAUCAUAUAGUCGCCAGAGGGUUGAAAGGACCCCAUCGGAUAUACGAAUGUAGAAGAACGAACGUCCUGGGAACGUUAGUACAAGAUGCGUCUCCUUUCUUGUUCCCUUGUACCAUUGAAUACAGCUUAAUAUGUGCCGCCAUCCUGUACGUCAUGUGGAAAUCCAUUUCGAAACUUCCCAUCCCCAAUAUGAACGGGGAAAAAAAGAAGCUGGAGCACGCUUACAGGAGAAGUCCUCAUCACUAUUCCGUCGAUUGUGCAAGGGCCCAUAAAGGUUUAUUCGUUGGUAUUUUACUUCUAGUUAUGACCAUAAUUUCCCUUAUUUUGUUCUUUGUUUUAAUAUCGCGACAGGAGUUCGCAGCUGUGGCACUUAUUGAGGUCAAUAUUUGCGAGCUGACCCUUUACGGAAUGGCCUUCUUGGCCACGUUGAUAGGCAUGUGGCAGAUACGUCAACUCAAAUACGACGGCAGUCGUAAUCUUCAAUUAGACAAUAUUUUACUUGUGGGGGCGCAAACGGGGAUGUUUAUUUACAGCAUGUUUACCAUCAUCGGGGGUCAAUUUACGAUAGAGAAAAACACAAUACUCACCCUAAUAACGGCUUUAGCGUCCGUUCUCCAAACAACCUGCCAAACUAUUUUUAUUCUCGACGCUUCGAGACGAUCUUGCGUGACGCCAGAUCAAAUUCGGAAGAAACCGGGGAGGGAAAUUGUCACAUUCUUAUUGGUGACGAAUUUGGCGAUGUGGGCCCUAAACACGUUAGAAAAGUCUAGGGCAGAUUCCCAUCCGAUUCAAUUACAUUUCUACGGCCUUUGGGCAUGGACGAUUAUUACACACGUUUCCAUGCCGUUGGCAAUUUUCUAUCGAUUCCAUUCCACUGUAUGCCUUUGCGAAAUUUGGAAGAGGGCGUACAAAAUUAAACCGACGUACAUGUAGGGGUUAGCAAUCGAAUGUGGCAUUAGUUGCCACAUGUGAUAAUUACCAAAGAUCGGCGAUUGUAGUGUUGCCCAAACGCAAGAACAAGACGAGACUUAGCCAGUCUUGGUCUUGGUCUUGCGCCAAUAC
Molecule: messenger RNA, 1293 nt
Organism: Agrilus planipennis (emerald ash borer)
Lineage: Eukaryota; Metazoa; Arthropoda; Insecta; Coleoptera; Buprestidae
Product: proton channel OtopLc-like
Exons: 1
Coding region: 1-1164 (387 amino acids)
Biological process (GO): proton transmembrane transport
Cellular component (GO): membrane
Molecular function (GO): proton channel activity
Source: RefSeq, a predicted model, not a curated record